UGAAAUCGGACCGCUGUACUGGAAAUGUACCGUACUUUUCAAUUCCUUGCAAAGUCUUCAAUAAGAAAUGUCGCGCAAAAAGACUAUACCAGGAGAAGCUGAUAUCAGAACAUUAAUUACUCAUAUAACAGGAUUCGAGAGUGAUGAUGUGAACUUUGACCUGUGUCUACAGUUUGUACAAUCUCAUGUAAAGUAUCACCGAUUUCUAAGUGUUGAUAGCCACAAGAUAAUCAAGACACUGAAUGGGAUAUGCACCAAGUUUUCAGUUCAUUGCCAAAAUGAUAAAGCUGAAGCCUUGAAGACACUUACAGAGAAAUUUGAAUUGUCUCCCUUGUCAAAACAAACUACACAAACAAAGACAGAUGGUCAUUAUGCUGUGUUGUCCUUACUAUUAGAAUUAUCUAAUUGUCCAACUGAAAAUGUGUUUAGAGAAAAGCAGGUUGUCCAACCAGAAGUGGAGCCAGAGUUUGAUUGGGCGGGAUAUUUAUUGGCUGAUGAGGAUUAUUAUAGAAGUCAUUAUUUAGAUUCCACGUAUGAUUCUGAAGAUGAAGAAGACACCAAUGACUUCAACCAAGGUGUCGCCCACUUAGAAACCAUUGCAACAGAAUCAAAUGAUUUCACUGGUACGGUUGAAACACAGAAGAACUGGUUGCUAAGAAACCUGGUAAUUCAGUAUUGGAACAAUGACAGUAAAGAAGAUAAUGCUACUGGAAGAUUCCCGUGUUCAAAUUUACAUAGAAAUUGGGACAGAUGUCUAAUUGAGGGUAAUCCAUUCCAUGUAUCCCGACAAAGUUUUAUUACAGAGAUUCAACUAAUCCGAGAAAUUUUAUGGAUGUUGUCAGGUGUUAGUAAAUCCUAUGUUUUUAUUUUUGAAGAACGAAGAUUUAGUGUAAAUCCUGAUGUUUAUUUAUCACAUCUGACUGACUAUUGUAUGGAGAAUAGUCUUCAAAAGUUUAUGAAAUAUGGUAGUCAAGUGAUGGCUUUAGAAACCUUCUGUCAAGAUGUUGUCAAUUACAGUUGUGACAGCAUUGACAUGUCUUCCGUGACACAAACGUACCAGGCUUUCGUUAGUAGCCUGUCACAGUUCUUGAAAGAUUUCAAGAAAUUUUUAUCAGGUAGAGAAAUAGAAGUAAGAAAUCAAGAAACGCCAAUAACAAUGAGUAUACUUUACAAUCAACUUGAGCCAUGGUUCCAGAAGAUUGAACUCGUAUAUUCUAUUUAUAUAUCUGGUAUAGCUGCAGCAGCUGAACUUGAUAGUAGUAUACUGAAAGCUUCUCAUCUGUUAAAUGUUAUGUUUAAAACCUUGAUAGACUGUGAUACACUGAGAGAUCCUGACAAAGAUAAGAUGAGUUUAUUACUAGUCAUCUGGAUACAAACAUGUCGGCCAUAUUUUGACAUCCUUUCUGAUUGGAUAACAUACGGGAAUUUGAUCGAUCCUCGAGAAGAUUUUCUUAUUCAGAGGUAA
Patella vulgata (common limpet) is the source of this 1465-nucleotide messenger RNA. Its product is annotated as gamma-tubulin complex component 5. The record is from RefSeq and is a predicted model, not a curated record. Bases 68 to 1465 code for a protein of 465 amino acids. Gene Ontology annotation, molecular function: microtubule minus-end binding; gamma-tubulin binding. The transcript is spliced from 11 exons. NCBI's taxonomy places the organism in Eukaryota, Metazoa, Mollusca, Gastropoda, Patellidae. Gene Ontology annotation, cellular component: spindle pole; gamma-tubulin complex; centrosome. Gene Ontology annotation, biological process: spindle assembly; microtubule nucleation; cytoplasmic microtubule organization.